GGUGGAAGUGACGUCAGGUGCCGGGAGGAGGCGAGUCCGAUUCUCGUCAGCCGGGCGGCAGCGGCACCUUCUCCCCCCUGAGGUCAGGCCGGCGAGCAGCGAUGUUCCGAGCGGCGCUCCGGUGCGGCAGCGGCGGCCUGUCCGCCUGGCGGAGGGCGGCGCAGGCGGCGAGGAGGCCGGCGGGCCGGGCCGAGACGGCGCAGCCGGCGGCUGCCCUUGCUUCACGAUGGUAUUCACAUGGGAAGCAGGAGACCGAUGAAGAAUUCGAUGCCCGUUGGGUGACAUACUUCAACAAGCCUGACAUUGAUGCCUGGGAGCUCAGAAAAGGAAUGAACACCCUCAUUGGAUACGAUCUGGUACCCGAACCCAAAAUUCUUGAUGCAGCCCUGAGAGCAUGUCGUAGAUUAAAUGAUCUAGCUAGUGCAAUCCGUAUUCUAGAAGCAGUAAAGGAUAAAGCUGGACCUCACAAAGAGAUCUAUCCUUAUGUUAUUCAAGAACUCAGGCCCACAUUAACUGAACUUGGAAUUCCUACCCCAGAGGAGAUUGGUUUAGACAAAUUAUAACAAUAUACAUGGACAGUUUCCAGACCUUCAUUUGAUGUGGUUGUACAUGAUACAAGAUACAGUGUGAAAUAUUACUAUUGGACGUUUAAUUCUGUUCUGUUGUAUGUAUUGUCUCCCUGUGAACUCAAUUCAAUAAAGAAUGGCCUGAUAAAUUAA
This is a messenger RNA of Pristis pectinata (smalltooth sawfish), 719 nucleotides long. Its product is annotated as cytochrome c oxidase subunit 5A, mitochondrial-like. The transcript has 5 exons. Lineage: Eukaryota; Metazoa; Chordata; Chondrichthyes; Rhinopristiformes; Pristidae. Gene Ontology annotation, biological process: mitochondrial electron transport, cytochrome c to oxygen. Gene Ontology annotation, cellular component: mitochondrial inner membrane. The record is from RefSeq and is a predicted model, not a curated record. Bases 102 to 563 code for a protein of 153 amino acids.